CCCCCCCCCACCCCGGCGCCGCCACAUUUGCGCCUCCUCCUAGGCGACCUCGCCGGCGGCGAAAGGACACAGGUACACCUUCUCCUACCCUAUUCUCGAGUCGAGAGGUGUCGCGCUCGCGCUCCCCUCUGCUGAAACUCCUUUUGUUCCGGGGGGAUUUGUUUCGCUGGGCGGGCGGUGAGACCCGGCUUGUUUCAAUUGAAAGAUGAGGAAGCUCAAGUUCCACGAGAAGAAGCUCCUCAAGAGGACAAAUUUCUUGGAGUACAAGCGUGAGGGUGGCCACCGGGAGGCGCUUGUGACCCAGCGCUACCGCCUCGUCGAGAGGGACGACUACAAGAAGUACAAUGGCAUAUGCUUAAUGGUGCAAAAGCUCGUUAACAUCAUAAAGCAGAUGGACCCAAGAGAUCCUUUCAGAAUCGAAAUGACAGACAUGCUGCUUGAUAAGCUAUAUAAUAUGGGUGUAAUUCCAACCAAAAAGAGCCUGUUAAAAUGCGAGAACCUUUCAGUUAGCGCCUUCUGCAGGCGGAGACUGGCAACAGUAAUGGUGAACCUCAAGUUUGCAGAGCACCUUAAAGAGGCGGUAACAUACAUCGAGCAGGGGCAUGUGCGUGUAGGUCCAGAGACUGUUACGGAUCCAGCCUUCCUUGUGACCAGAAACAUGGAGGACUUCAUCACCUGGGUGGAUUCCUCAAAGAUCAAGAGGAGAGUCAUGGAGUACAAUGACGCAUUGGAUGAUUAUGAUUCCAUGUUUUGAGAAAAUCAUUCAGUAGAAAUUUCUGCGGCAUCAACGUAAUAUUAGCUACUUUCAUAUGGCAUUCAGAACAAAAAAUCUGUGGCGAUUGUUUGUUGCAGGGUACUUGCAUUUGCAUUGCAUACAUUAUACAAGUUCAUAGUUGGUUGCCAACACAUUAUGUCUGAUGUAGUGUGCGAUUGUCUUUUUAAAGGUGAGUUUUAUGGUAUAUUGCCGGGUCUGGAUACCCAAGUUGUCUGA
Panicum hallii is the source of this 991-nucleotide messenger RNA. Its product is annotated as U3 small nucleolar ribonucleoprotein protein IMP3. Gene Ontology annotation, cellular component: small-subunit processome; Mpp10 complex; small ribosomal subunit. The record is from RefSeq and is a predicted model, not a curated record. The transcript is spliced from 5 exons. Gene Ontology annotation, molecular function: rRNA binding; snoRNA binding; structural constituent of ribosome. NCBI's taxonomy places the organism in Eukaryota, Viridiplantae, Streptophyta, Magnoliopsida, Poales, Poaceae. Bases 206 to 754 code for a protein of 182 amino acids. Gene Ontology annotation, biological process: rRNA processing.